This is a messenger RNA of Anthonomus grandis grandis, 1606 nucleotides long. RefSeq lists its product as uncharacterized. The transcript has 10 exons. Bases 190 to 1548 code for a protein of 452 amino acids. The record is from RefSeq and is a predicted model, not a curated record. NCBI's taxonomy places the organism in Eukaryota, Metazoa, Arthropoda, Insecta, Coleoptera, Curculionidae.
UAAGGUGUAAAUAAUACACUCAAGUUACUUACUUGGCAAUAAAAACAAAUAAUUAGAUCACUUACAAUAAUCAUGUUUAUGGAUAGAUUAAUUAAUAAAUUGUGACGUUUGCGUGCGUGUGUAUUUUUAUAAAAAUAUGGACAGUUUUUGGUUUUUUGUGGUUGUUUUGUGAUUUUUUAGUUAAAUUAAAUGAGCGAAAUGGUCGUUUCAGAAUUGACUGGUGAAUAUGUGGAGUUCCUCGAGCAGUUCCGGCCUGUCAUUCAGGAAAAUAUUGUUUCGGCCUUCAACAACGAAAUGGCACGCAACCAUCGGCGAAAGGACUUCAUCAAGACAGUCCAUAACUUAGACGCCAUAUUGUUAUCUUUGGAUAACACGAAAAUAGAAAUAAGCAAUAUGAAACUUCCCUGGCUGCCUGACUUUAAGGUGAUCAAUUUGUCGGUAAACUUAUGCAAACUCUGUCUGGAUAUCGACUUCAAAUUAGGUGACCUGACAGUUCACGGUAACUUUGAAACGAAUAAUAUGGCCCUGCAAAAGGUGCUGCCUGUAUCUAGUAACGGAGAUAUUAGUAUUACUUUCCACGAUAUAUCGGUAACAGGCAGAGUAGGAAUGCUGAUUCAGGGAGAUUCUUUUUUGCCAGAAAAUUACGACGUGGAGUAUGCCUGGGGAGAAACAGAACUUGCCGUAAGCUACUUCGUGGAUAAAGAGACCAAAGUCCAAAACAAGAUUACCAGUCCCACAGGAGAACAAAUUAUCGCUGAAGCAAUAUGGUACCAGCUUAAAGAAAUUUUGACGAAAGUCUUAAAGGACCAACUGAAGGCUGUUGUAGUGGAAUAUUCAGUUCAAGAGUCGCUGGCUGACGAAGACGAAAAACUAAGGGCCUCCGCAAAAUCAAACUCAACCAAAGCAAACAGUCUAUUUGAUUCCUUACUUUGUGCAGCUAAAGACUAUUUAGUUGCCAAAGACAUCAGACAAAUAGAAACUCCCCCAUUUGAAGUUUUAUAUAGAGGAAAAUUAUCCAGCACUGAAACGGGAAUAUUUAACUCUGGUCCCGGGUAUAUUCGAGAUCUUUCCACCCUAAGCCGAUUGUCCGAUUUAAGCUUGUUUGAAGACGAGCGGCAACUAUUCGUUUAUGGAACUCUUGGUCUGAGAGAAUUUAAGCAUGGCUACGAACAAUUUGAAACGAAAUUCGAAGACAAUGAGCUAUCAGGAAGUGUGAAGGCGCAAGUAUACGUGACUGAAAUAUUUGUUAAAUUGUCAUUCGAUAAAAACCAGGGAAGUUGUCAAAAAACGAAAGUGGAGAAAAUUGAGGCUCGAUUAUUAAGUGACAUUGAAAUCGAUACGUCAGGCCUCGGUUCCCUCAGUUGGCUCAUACCAAAAGCGCAGUCAUGGGUAAUGGGCCACCUCCGCUCCACCUCAAUGGGAGUUCUGCUCAAGAGUAUUGAAGAGGCCUUUAAUUAUGCCAUUGAAGAAGAACUGAAGAAAACCCAAAAAAAUGAUCCUGAGGGGGAAACUAAUAGAAUGUUUUGGAGAAGUAUUUUUUCUAAAUAAUUUAUUCUCCUGUUUUUAUGUGAUAAUGUUGAUUUUGUUAUAAACAUUUAAAAGCAAA